ACAACAAAUCCAAAAUUACAUUUUAUUAAUGAAUAAUUCAAUAUCAGUCAGUUAUUUUAUUUCUUAUGAUGAUAAAAAAAUGAAUGCUCAGUUAUCAAUUGCUUAUUCGUACUAUAUGAUUAUGGAUUGUUGUAGAAGAAAGAUCAUAGUUCAGAUAUUGAGCUUGUUUUUGAAGUUUCCUUCCAGAUGUAUUUGCAACAUUGUAGGACAUUUGUCUGGCAGGUAUAUAUGGAAUACUCAUUUGCCAGCAGUGAGGAGGAACAUAUAGUUAAUGAUAAAACCUAUGCUGAAGAAAUAGAAGAUAAUGGACAGAAUUUAUUUGAAAAUCAUGUACGGUUAUUUGGAGAGAAAAAUUGUGAUCAUAUCGAUAAAACAUUAUUUCUUAGUGAUGAUGAAGCAAAUGAUGAAGCUGUUACUCAGAAUAUUUUAAUGAAACUUUCAGCAAUUUAUAAAUAUGCUGUGAAGCCAUUAGAAUUUGCUUAUAAAUUUGUUGAUUUAAACAAACAUGUUGUGAGUGCAGAUGGUGAAAUAUUUGCAUUGCCAAGAGUUGUAUUUGUUGGACCAUGGAGUACAGGAAAAUCAUCAAUCAUUAAUUACAUUCUUGGUGUUGAGAAUACUACAAGUUCAUUGCCAAGUGGUGCACAGCCUACUACUUCAGAUUUCACAGUUUUGACUUAUGGAUCAGAAUACAAAACAACAGAAGGAAUGGUUUUAUCAAUGGACAAUAGUUAUUCAUUUUUAGAAAAGUUUGGACAUAAUUUUUUAGAAAGAUUACUGGGAAUUCAGAUACCAAGUGUAUUAUUGAAAAAGGUAAAUUUUAUUGAUACACCAGGUGUUAUUGAAAAUCGAAAGCAGAGAGAAAGAGGUUAUCCAUUUGUGGAUGUUUGUAAAUGGUUUAUUGAACAUUCUGACUUAAUUGUAUUUGUCUUUGACCCAACAAAAUUAGAUGUUGGAGUUGAAUUAGAAGCACUCUUUGGUCUUUUAAAGGGUCAUGAAACAAAGGUAAGAAUAAUUUUGAAUAAAGCUGAUACAAUUACUCCUCAAGAACUUCUUAGAGUAUAUGGAGCAUUGUUUUGGAGUCUUGCCCCAUUAAUUAAUGUUACUGAACCACCACAGGUUUAUGUUGGAUCAUUUUGGUCUAAAGUUUUCAAUUUGUUAUCACAAGUAAAUGUACCAUUAUUUUUACAUGAAGAAAUAUUGUUUUUAAAAGAUUUACAUGAAGUUAUUGCAAAUAGAUUAGAAAACAAAAUAGCAUUUGUGAGACAACAUGCUAUUAGAGUAAGGAAUCAUGCACUACUUGUGGAUCAGUACUUAAAAACAUUACAAAAACACAAGUCAAUUUUCCAAGACACAGCAGAGAUUGCUAUAGAUAUUGCAAAUAAUUCUGACCAGUAUAAAGUAUUUCAAAGUUUAUUGAUAAAUUCAGAUAUUAAUAGAGAAGAUUUACAUUCACCUAAAGAUUAUGCAGAAUUUUUUGAACUUCAUGCAAUGAAUUCAUUUCUUCCUCUCUCAAAACAUUGUGGAUUUAUAAGUUCCUGUCUUCUAGAUACAAUCAAUUAUGCAAUUCAGUAUGAAUUACCAGCUCUGUUGGAUGAAGUUCAGACAUUACAAGGAAAAACUUGUCAAAAAGAUUUGUGUAAUUCACAAAUGAAUAGAGUACCUCAUCAAAACAGAAAUAAUUAGUACAAGUAUAAAUUUUUAAAAUUUCUUCCGAAAGAAUUUGAUUACUUGCAAAAUUUUAUUUUAUUAUAAAAGAGAUGAUAUUGAAAAAAUUUAUUAUAAUUUAUUGA
Molecule: messenger RNA, 1790 nt
Organism: Centruroides sculpturatus (bark scorpion)
Lineage: Eukaryota; Metazoa; Arthropoda; Arachnida; Scorpiones; Buthidae
Product: sarcalumenin-like
Exons: 6
Coding region: 187-1683 (498 amino acids)
Molecular function (GO): GTP binding
Source: RefSeq, a predicted model, not a curated record